Molecule: messenger RNA, 657 nt
Organism: Acaulospora colombiana
Lineage: Eukaryota; Fungi; Glomeromycota; Glomeromycetes; Diversisporales; Acaulosporaceae
Source: the annotation of a GenBank genome assembly
ACAACGACAAACGCUUUUAUUAUUUUUAGGAUUAACCUUCAAUCCGCCUUGCAAAGUCUUUUCGAUAAGAAAAAGAUUAAGCGUCCUAUAAAUGGCGAAGUAUCGAGAUUCGCGAAACUAUUAUGGCAACCACUUAAUGAGGAAUACAAAAAGAACAUGAAACUUUACAUUAACGAUUAUUACCAAAAUCUUCCCAAGCAUCCUCCUCGUAUAAUCCAUUAUCAGCUUCAGAUCUGUAAAGAAAGAAACAAGAAACGAAAUAAUAUGCAUGACCCUCCGAGAGAAUACACUCAAAAUAAGGAAGUUCAUAAGAAAGAUUCUUUCAAGGACCCCUUCGCAUAUUCUGCCAUACAUGACAUGGGUAAUCCUUCGCGAGAAUACACUCAAAGUGAGGAAGUUCCUAAAGGAGAUUUUUUCGAGUACUCCGUGUAUUCCUUCAUGCAUAACAUGCAUAGUCCUCCGAGAGAAUACACUCAAAAUGAGGAAGUUCCUAAAGGAGAUUCUUUCGAGGACUCCGUGUAUUCCUUCAUGCAUAACAUGCAUAGUCCUCCGAGAGAAUACACUCAAAGUGAGAUUCCUGAAGAUUCUUUCGAGAAUUUUUCCGCUAUGCUUAGUACGAAUGAUUUUUCGCGAGAAUAUAUAUUCCAUUCAGAAUGA